AUGCUGUUAAGGAAUGGUGCGAGCGAAAACGAAGGCAUACUCGGGAUCUAUCACGGCGGCGUCUGGGGCACGAUCUGUAAUGAUGAUUCCUUUUCGCACAUCGAAGCCCUAGUUGCCUGUCGGCAUCUCGGCUACGACAUGGUGACUAGAUUCGCCACAUCCAUCACCCCCGGAUGGGGUGUUAUUCAGCUGGAUGCAGUGAGCUGUUAUGGGUAUGAAUUGACUCUUGGUAACUGCGCUCAUGGAGAAUGGGGGAAUCCUUCAUCAUCAUGUACCUAUGAUACGGAUGUAUGGCUGAGCUGUGAGAAUAAACCAGCCGAGCAUGGUGCCGUCCGCCUGGUCGAUGGAUUUACGUCAUCACAGGGGCGUGUCGAAUACUACGACGACGGUCAAUGGUCAACCAUCUGCGACACCGUGGGCGAUUUGAGAAAAGCAACCGUGGUGUGUCGGCAACUCGGCUACCUCACAGCCAGCGAAGCAUUCGGUGGAUCGUAUUUCGGCUCAGGGUCGUCGGAUCAGCCAAUCGACGCCGUUAGUUGUCAUGGUUACGAGGCGGCGUUUGAAGACUGUGAUCAUCGCGUUUUUAGCCCUGAGAACUGUGAAUACCAUGAGAAUGAUGCUGGGGUUAUCUGCAACGACCAAGCUUAUGAAGGGGACCUCCGCCUGGUGAAUGGAUUGGACUACACAGAGGGUCGACUCGAGAUCUUCCACGAUAACCAAUGGGGCUCGAUCUGCGACACCAACUGGUUCGGCGACGACGCUACGGUCGCCUGUCGUCAGAUGGGCCUCGGUAAUGUCAAGUAUGCUUACCAGGACUAUGGGCAAGGCCAGGGACCUGUACAUCUAGAUGAUGUGGAAUGUAGCGGUACUGAGAUGUACAUUACGACCUGUCAGAAGGGUGAUUGGGGAGUAAACAACUGUGGACACGAUUCAGAUGUCGGCAUGUCGUGUUUUCUCUUUGAAGAGCCUGAAGACGAUAGCGUUCGUCUUACCGGUGGAACAAGCUUCAAAGAGGGCAGGGUAGAGGUCUACCAUGAUUAUGCUUGGUACAGUGUUUGCAGGGACACGUCAUGGGGUCAAGUGGACGCACAGGUCAUCUGCAAUGAGCGUGAACUCGAACUCGAAUCUGAAGACGAGGAUUUCGGACCGGGUCUCUACCCCGGGAUCAUAAGCCAUGUUGACUGUGUAGGCACAGAAAUUGCUCCAUCGGAAGGGGAUAUACGACUGCGGGAUGGACAAACCUUUGACGCAGGCCGGCUCGAGAUAUACCACAACGCCGUUUGGGGGUUCAUAUGUAGGACCAACUGGGAGAUGAGCGAAGCUAAAGUAGCCUGUCGCCAACUCGGCUACGACCACGUUCUCCAAGCUCGCCUCUCAACUGACUACAUUUCCAGGCCCGUUCACCUUGACAACAUCCAGUGCGAAGGUGAUGAGGAAAGGCUGGUCGAUUGCGAGCAUGAUCCUUGGGGCGAUGUCAACUGCACGGCAUCGUAUGGGGUCGGAAUUUCCUGCUCUGAAACUCCAGUUGAAGAACAUCUUGAAGGAUGGGCCAUCACCUUCAUCGUCAUCGUUGUCAUGGUACUCGUAUUUGGAGUUAUAUACAUUAUAAACAUUAUAUACAAGCACCGGGUAGAAUACGGCGUUGCUUGUUUUGGUGGGUUUAUUGGGCUUUGCUCUGAAUGUGGCGAUUGUUCUGAUUGA
Messenger RNA from Strongylocentrotus purpuratus (purple sea urchin), 1701 nucleotides. RefSeq names its product scavenger receptor cysteine-rich domain superfamily protein-like. NCBI's taxonomy places the organism in Eukaryota, Metazoa, Echinodermata, Echinoidea, Camarodonta, Strongylocentrotidae. Gene Ontology annotation, cellular component: membrane. The record is from RefSeq and is a predicted model, not a curated record. The coding region runs from base 1 to 1701 and encodes 566 amino acids. The transcript is spliced from 6 exons.